Molecule: messenger RNA, 808 nt
Organism: Astrephomene gubernaculifera
Lineage: Eukaryota; Viridiplantae; Chlorophyta; Chlorophyceae; Chlamydomonadales; Astrephomenaceae
Source: the annotation of a GenBank genome assembly
CCUUAGCCAAUCUGGUUGUUAAAUUGACCUAAAAUUAUUUAUACCUCUGUUGCCGCGCUUCAAGUAUCACGGUUGCUUCUGUCCUUAUGCAGACUCUAGCAUAAUUGACAUCGAAAGCUGUUUGAUGUGCUUCGCUGGUUGUUGAGUUGCUAGGGAACUUGUGCUUUGCUCGUGCAAGCCUCCAUCAAUCAACCGACAAGCUUGGCACGAGACAUCAAGGCGUUGCCUGUCCAACUUCGCUGCUGCCUAAGCACGUAAUCAGGAGUCAGACAUCAUGGCGGCUCUCGUGUUUAAAAUGGGUGCCCUGCUCCUGAAGCAGAUGGCCAAGCCCCUGGGCAGCCGCUUCGAGAGGUGGGCCAUGAACCACCCGGUGGCCCGCCGCUACGUCAUCUCCACGGCGCAGGUGGUGCACCGCUGGGAGGUGUACAUCACCCGUGGCGCGGAGGGGCGGUCGGGCAAGGCCUUCGUGGGCGCGAUGACGGAGGAGAAGUCGGUGGAGCUGGCGUCCAAGAUUGCCAGCGAGGGGUUCGUGUUUGCGGUGGGCAUACUGAUCGUCACGUUCGAGUACGACCGCAACCGGCGGAAAGAGAUCGAGAAGAAGAAGAAGGAGGAGCAGGAGCGACAGGCCAUUCUGGACCAGGCGGGCCGGGAGCGGGAGCGCCUGCGCAAGGAGAACGAGGAGCAGCACGAGCUGAUCAGCCAGCUGCUGCACCGGGUGGACCGGCUGGAGGAGCUCAUACGGGAGGAGCAGGAGCGGAGAAACAAGCAGCGCAUGUGGGGGGGCUUCUUCGGGCCGCGGGGGCUGUCA